Messenger RNA from Fonsecaea monophora, 2196 nucleotides. RefSeq lists its product as hypothetical. The coding region runs from base 1 to 2196 and encodes 731 amino acids. The record is from RefSeq and is a predicted model, not a curated record. Gene Ontology annotation, biological process: regulation of DNA-templated transcription. NCBI's taxonomy places the organism in Eukaryota, Fungi, Ascomycota, Eurotiomycetes, Chaetothyriales, Herpotrichiellaceae. Gene Ontology annotation, molecular function: DNA-binding transcription factor activity, RNA polymerase II-specific; zinc ion binding. The transcript has 3 exons.
AUGAAUGCAACUAACGCCAGAUCUGGCUUGCGACAAAGAGUGGCUCAUUUGAACAUGCGGAAGGGCACUAAGAGCUGUCAUGAAUGUCGACGUCGAAAGACUAAAUGCACCUAUCGUGACGGAAGUCGGUCGAGGUGUGAGGAAUGCUAUGCUCGUGGCACACCUUGCGUGGCCCAAAGUCAAAGCCCCAAGGCGACGUCUGUCAUCAAUACUGCAUCAACCAAAGCAGAUGGGAGUAGCGAAGAAGCGAAAUACAGUCUGCGGGAACGAGUUGCUCGUCUGGAGGAUUUUGUCCAAAACUAUCUGAACAAUGAAUCUAGUUUCAAGUCGUCGAACAAUGGGCAAAGUCACAACACACUCGACAAUCAUUCCGCGUAUACCGACUCAAGAACAGAUGGAGGGACACCCGCAUCCGCCAGCGUCCCUUCCGCCUCGAACCCUUUCCUGAGUUUAUUCGACAAUGAUAUUAUCACACAAGCAUACCAUACGACGCACUCUUCACUUGCCCAGCCAGUGGCUAGGACAGAGCCACCAGCUUUCCAUCCUGGUCGAUACGAGCUUCUGCUGCUCCUGCCUCAUGAUCCAGACUUCGACACCCUGAUCAGUCUGAGCGAAGACUGGUGGAACUCGGCUCCUCACAGAUUUCCAGAGCUAUUCGACCGCGAAGAGACGACUGCUGAAAACUGGAGAUCGGUGCUUAACCGCAAAUUAAGUCUUGCCAAUCCCGCCGAGACCGCCAAAGUCCUCCUCUGGGCCUUGAUCAGUGCCGAGAGGCUGAGUGAAGAGGUCUUUCAAGGUGGCACUUUCCGAGAUCCUGGAGCUCUGGCUACUUUGGAAAGUCGAAUUAUCCCUGCCAUUAACCGAGCAGUGGUCUUCCAGGACGAUAUCACAACAACAUUACCCGGUAUAGAAUGCUUGGUACUUUUGGCACGCUACCACUGCAACCACGGCCGACUGCAGAAAGCCUGGCAUCUAUCUCGGCGAGCACUCGAAUACGCCAUCAGCAUUGGCCUUAACCGCGCCGCCUCUAUCAAACAAAGUCCGAUCACACCAGGUCAAUCCCUUGGUCGACAAAUUGAAGUAUGGGAAGCGGUCUGUUUCCUGGAUCGAUAUAUCAGUAUGAUCCUCAGGCUGCCUUAUGGAGUGCGACAUCCAUACCCUGACUUACGAGUGGGAAAUGUCAAGACCAUGCAGAGCACUUCACCACAAGCGACAUUCUUUUAUGCCGCCAUGAGCUCAAUCAUCGGCCAGAUUAUCGAUCGGAACCAGGAGCCGCUCGACGACUCUGUUCUCUUUCUCCGGACGCUGAAGAUAGAUCAGGAGUUGAAGGAGGUCAUGGACAACAUGAACACAGUUCAGUGGGAUGUUGACCCAAGAUCUUCCGACCCGCCGACACGGGAGGCAUUUGAGCGUAUCGAAGCGCACUUUCUUAUGAACUUCAUUCAAGCACUACUACACUUACCGCUGAUGCUGAAAUGUAUCGGCAAACAAGACAAGGGCGCGUUUGAGUUUUCAUACGGCGCCUCUCUCAAAUCAUCGCGUCAUGCUCUGGUCGCGUACAAAUACCUCCGCGUCGGCUUGCGACUCGACCGAUAUUUAUGCGCAAUGCUCGAUUUUCAGGCAUUCACACUAUCCGUGCUGCUGACCCUACAUUUACUGAGCCAGACGACCGGAAAUAACUCAGAAUCAAACGGUGGAUCCCAUACUUCUAGAGGACAGGAUGAACGCGACUGGAAAUCCGUCACCGACAUUGCAGAGAUCCUUCGAGCGGAAUCGACAGACAAUCACAAGAGUAUUGUGGCUACGCAGGCCGUGGCAAUUCUGGACGUGCUGUUCGAUGCGCGAGGCAACGUGGGCGAACACAUCGAUUUACGCCCUCAAUCCGAGUCCGACGGUAGCGAAGACUGCGGAAAUCACAUUAAGAUGACCAUCCCCUGUUUCGGAGACAUCACCUUUACGCGAGGCACCAAGGGAGGCCCGUGCUUUAGUCUCGGCGCCUCUGCAAAUACGCUGGGUUCCGCUCCUGACGCGACCGCUGCAUUCUCGCCACUUGCAGGGCAGGGUGAGACAGUCCUCGAUGCGGCAGAUCUGUGUGCGAUGGCAAUGUCACUUGAUGACAGUUCAGCGCGUUUUGACGGCAACUGGGACGUGCUCGCUAGCAAUGUGGCCUCGGCGGUGGCGGCAAGCUCAAAGUGA